AUCUGGCUCCUCUCAUCAGCACCACUCAGCGCAGUAGGAGCGAGUCGGAGUGAGGGAGGGAGGGAAACGACCGGAGAAGAGGAGACUGGCUCGGUCGGUACAGCUACAUCUACAACCGAGCAGAACCAAGAGAAGAGCGGAAGGACAUUCACACCUUCUCAUCCGCACACAACAGUAUCUCCAUCUCCUGUGUCCCUCCAUCUGUUAGUCCAGCUUUUCUCUCCCUCUCUCUCUCUCUGUCUCUCUCCCUCUCUCUCUCUCUGUCUCUCUCGCUCUCUCUCUCUCUUCCUUCCACUUAUCUCGGAUAUUAUGAGCUCCAGCUUGCUAGAAAACCCGGUGCAGGCGAUUCUGUACCUCCGGGAGCUCACCACGAUCGUGCAGAACCAGCAGAGUCUCAUCCAGACCCAGCGCGCACGGAUAGAGGAGCUGGACAGGCGGGUGGACGAGCUCAUCGGCGAGAACAGGCACCUGCGGGACGUCAGGGUGCAACAGCAGCUCCCUUACCUUCACCAUCAUUCCCAUCAUACUCUCCCGGACCCCAGCUGCCUUCACCAUCACCACCACCCGCAGGAUCCCCAGCUCAAGAGUACGACGGGGGCUCUGCCAGAGCAUGCGGCAACACCAGCGCAGGUUGAGGUGUCUCCGGGCGUCCAGCCCCCGCCUGCCCAACCUAUGGACCCGGGGGACAUGCAGUUGGUCCCAGCGGACCCCUCUACGAUUUCCCCCAUUGAGAGUGAGUCAGAAAACGGUGGAAGUUGCCCCAGUUGCAAAUCUUUGGUUCCGAUGACCCCAACAACUCUUUGUCGAUCUCUGACCCUGGCAAGGCAAUCCGAGAGUGAGACUGUGCUGCAUCAGUUUUGCUGCCCCGCCCCUGAACAUCCGGAGACCGAUACCUCGGGAUCAUCAAGCGGACAGAUCCUGAGCCUGGAGGAUGGGACGUCCUCUGGUGGAGGACAGGAAGUGAAGGGGCUGAAGAGGGAGGGACCCAGCGAGUAUGAGAUCAAUUUGGAGAACAAAAACAAACAGAUAGAGGAGCUGGAGCAGAAGUAUGGAGGCCAUCUGAUCGCAAGGCGGGCAGCGCGCCGCAUCCAGACGGCCUUCCGCCAGUACCAGCUCAGCAAGAACUUCCAGAAGAUCCGCAAUUCGCUGUCAGAGAGCAAGCUGCCUCGCCGCAUCUCCCUGCGCCAUCCCAGCCCUUCAUCCCGGAGCAGGAAUGCGGCCCAGAGACACAGCUACACUCUGCAUCCAGGAGGUGGACAGAUUCCCUUACGCUCAAAAACUCCUCCUCCACCUCCAUGUCGCUCCACAUCUCUUCCCCCGUCACCAGCGUCAGCCCCAGCAAAUGCCCCGUCAUCAGCUCCAAGUCAGGCUCCGUCUCAGACAUCUGGACCUACACUCACACAGCUGGAAGACUGCUUCUCCGAGCAGCUUCACUCCUUGGCUCAGUCCAUCGACGAUGCUCUUCGCGGUUGGAGCCUGUCAGAGGGAGGAGAGGGGAAGGGACUUCUGAUGGACCCCGGGGCCCUUCGUGCAGCUGCAGAAAGCGCCGGCCUGCCCCGCAGCGCCAGCUCCCUGCUUAUGGCUUUCAGGGAUGUAACUGUUCACAUAGACAGCAAUAGCUCCUACACCAUCUCAUCCGCGACCACCACGACCACCACCUCUCUGGGAAAUGCAAGCGGAGGAGAAUCAGGCAGCAGGAAGCCCUCUGUUAGUGGGACAGGCGGCGGAGGGGACGGGCAGUCGAUGGAGGAACCCGAGUUUCCCGCCCCUCCGCCCAGCGAGGAGCUGGAAAUGGUCGAUCCGGGAUCUAGGAGGGGGUCUGCGGCACCAGCUGCCGCAGGGGUUGGGAUGGAGGGGGAAAACAGCUCAGACAGACUGGGAUCCUCCACUUCCACCUCCACCUCCACGUCAAUCUCCACCUCAGUGCAGUCUAAUCAGCAACCUGCUCAAAUUUACACACAGUACCAGCAGUAUCACUACACUCAUCCCCAGCAGGUCCCCGGGGGUCCGAGUCCGGAUUCCCUGCAGGCCCUUGUCGUCUCUCUGCCAAGGGACCGCUGCCAGGAUCCAGCCUCCUGUCGCUCCCCAACCCUGUCCACCGACACGCAUCGCAAACGCCUCUACAGGAUCGGACUCAACCUGUUCAACGUGAACCCCGAGAGGGGCAUCCACUUCCUGAUCACGCGUGGUUUUGUCCCGGACACGGCUAUAGGCGUGGCACACUUCCUUCUGCAGAGGAAGGGCCUCAGUCGACAGAUGAUUGGAGAGUUCCUGGGCAACAGCAAGCUGCAGUUCAACAGGGACGUCCUCGACUGUGUGGUGGAUGAGAUGGAUUUCUCAGGGAUGGAACUUGACGAAGCUCUGAGAAAGUUUCAGGCUCACGUUCGAGUUCAAGGGGAAGCACAGAAGGUGGAGAGACUCAUCGAAGCCUUCAGGUAAGA
This is a messenger RNA of Poecilia latipinna (sailfin molly), 2441 nucleotides long. It is a transcript of the gene iqsec3b, whose product is annotated as IQ motif and Sec7 domain ArfGEF 3b. The transcript is spliced from 7 exons. The record is from RefSeq and is a predicted model, not a curated record. Gene Ontology annotation, biological process: regulation of ARF protein signal transduction; actin cytoskeleton organization. Gene Ontology annotation, molecular function: guanyl-nucleotide exchange factor activity. Lineage: Eukaryota; Metazoa; Chordata; Actinopteri; Cyprinodontiformes; Poeciliidae. The coding region runs from base 310 to 2439 and encodes 709 amino acids.